UGGGAAGAUGUGUUUUCCUCGUAUUGACACGGCGAUAUAGCCAUCAACAUUGCACAUCUAUAGUGGAAGCUCGGCGCGAAAGCGUUGUCAUGGGGCAGGCAGUCCCAGGGACGGACGAUACGGUAUAGGGAGGUAAGGUACCCGACAGGACCCAGUGGCAGAGCUCCAUCCGAUUUGCAGUUCAUUCAUCGCGGGUGGAGCCUGCAAGGGGCAUUGGGCCCUAGUCCGCGGUACGGUAACGGUAUGGGAAGGCGCAUCCAUGGUUUCUGUGACAGUUUAUUAUUCUGGACAGUGGCCUGUCUGUUUACUGUUAUGAUCCAGGCACCAGAGCAAGUGGAUCCAGUCGCUCCAGCAAAUAACCUUGUUGCUGUCGGAGGGGAAAUGGUAAUGCGGUCACCCCCGGUGACAAUGAUGGGAUCAGCUCGAGUCGGUCUUCAUCAGUCCAUUCAUGCAGAUUUCAUUCAUUGUCCGUAUAUGCGGAGUAGAUGGAUAGUAUCGGCUGCAAUGGGAAAAAGAAAGCAAUGCGGCACUGAAAAUUCGGACUGCAGGAGGGACACAUUGAGAUGGAUUAGAAAAGCCGGCCAGCGAAUCUCGUGUCGAUCCGCUUUUCUCCAGGACCACCGGCGUGGCCAAUGGGCCCCAAUAAUGCGCUUCCACUCACUGGACUGGUCCGUAAUAAUCACCCAGAACAAUUGUUCAUGGAAAGCCCAGGACGGACGGAGUUGUAGUAAAAUAGGGACCGGGAAAAAAAAAAAAAAAAAAAGAGUGACGAUCGAAUGGAAUCCAGAUCCCUUCUCUUUUCUAUCGUUCCAAUCCUUCCACAUUGAUCAUUUCUUUUUCCUCUUCACCUCUCAUUUCUAUUCUUUUCUUUUCUUCACUCGGAUUACUUCUCGUGUCGCCGACACUGUCUCUCCUUUUCCUCCUCCCCCCCCCGUCAAUUCAAUUGCGCUUUCGACCGUCGACUUGAACUAUCGACGCGAUCCAUUGCUUGGGGGCCUCCACUCGAUAUCCGGCCGGCCUCAGCAUCGCUACUCGAACUCCGCUCCCGCUGUCGACGGUGCAGCCACAUUCCUUCCCGGCUCAUGCAGACGCCGAAUCUGUCCAAUCCGACCGAUAUUAGCAUCUGCACUUAGUACAUUCUACUCCUCAGCCAUUAUUAGUAUUAUUAUUAUUAUUAUCCUUCUUUCCUCACGCGCGUUAUCGACUUUAACCCAGCCCACCCUGCAAGCUACGCCCACUAUUGGCAUCCUGUCGUCCCCGUGACUCUGGCGCUCCCAGGGGAUGACUGGUGAUUUGGAAUCGCAUCCAUUGCCCUAGCUUUUCCACCAUCAUCCGUCUCCGACUCAUUCGUUCGUUUCCCCCCUGUUCCAGUCUUUGCCUGGUAGGUCCAUGGUCCAUCCAGCAUCAAUCAAUUGUGCA
Aspergillus sclerotioniger CBS 115572 is the source of this 1419-nucleotide messenger RNA. RefSeq lists its product as uncharacterized. Bases 244 to 1263 code for a protein of 339 amino acids. NCBI's taxonomy places the organism in Eukaryota, Fungi, Ascomycota, Eurotiomycetes, Eurotiales, Aspergillaceae. The transcript has a single exon. The record is from RefSeq and is a predicted model, not a curated record.